Messenger RNA from Eufriesea mexicana, 1629 nucleotides. RefSeq names its product F-actin-capping protein subunit beta (gene cpb). Lineage: Eukaryota; Metazoa; Arthropoda; Insecta; Hymenoptera; Apidae. The transcript has 4 exons. Gene Ontology annotation, biological process: regulation of lamellipodium assembly; actin cytoskeleton organization; negative regulation of filopodium assembly. Gene Ontology annotation, cellular component: F-actin capping protein complex; cytoplasm. The coding region runs from base 148 to 969 and encodes 273 amino acids. Gene Ontology annotation, molecular function: actin filament binding. The record is from RefSeq and is a predicted model, not a curated record.
UAGUCUUGACACGCCCCUUGAAUAUUCGUUUUCGGUGACUGAAUGCGGGUCAGAGGGUAAACAAUUUCGAUAAAUUUUUCAUUGAUUUUGUAAUUUUUAUUAAUUAAUGCUCUGAAAAGCAUUUAUAAAAUUGUCUAACCACUUAAAAUGACGGACCUUCAGAUGGAUUGUGCAUUAGAUUUGAUGAGAAGAUUGCCACCCCAACAAAUUGAAAAAAAUUUAAGUGACUUAAUAGAUCUAGUGCCAUCUCUGUGUGAAGAUCUUCUAUCUUCUGUUGAUCAGCCUUUAAAAAUUGCAAAAGAUAAAGAAUCUGGGAAAGAUUACUUACUUUGUGACUAUAAUAGAGAUGGAGAUUCCUACAGGUCUCCUUGGAGUAAUACAUACGAUCCACCUCUAGAAGAUGGCUCAAUGCCUUCUGAAAGACUUAGAAAAUUAGAGAUAGAUGCAAAUCAUGCAUUUGAUCAAUAUAGAGAACUUUAUUUUGAAGGUGGAGUGUCUUCUGUCUAUCUGUGGGAUUUAGAUCAUGGUUUUGCAGUAGUGAUAUUAAUUAAAAAAGCAGGUGAUGGUUCAAAAAAGAUUAAGGGAUGUUGGGAUUCAAUUCAUGUAGUAGAAGUUCAAGAAAAAUCUAUUGGAAGGAUUGCACAUUAUAAAUUAACUUCUACUGCAAUGCUUUGGUUACAAACUAAUAAACAUGGAUCUGGAACAAUGAAUCUUGGUGGAAGUCUUACAAGACAGGUUGAACAAGACGCCCAAAUAAGCGAGAGUUCACCACAUAUUGCUAAUAUCGGUCGCAUGGUUGAAGAUAUGGAAAAUAAAAUCCGAAACACCCUAAAUGAAAUCUAUUUCGGAAAAACAAAAGAUAUUGUAAAUGGCUUAAGAUCUGUUCAAUCUUUAGCUGAUCAAAGACAACAAGCUGCUCUUAGACAGGAUCUUGCGGCCGCGCUACAAAGGAGAAAUGCUAACAAUUGAUCUUGCGAGGGAGAUCAGCUUUCCUUCGAUUUUGAAGAGUGUCAAUAAAAGAGAAAAAAUGAAAGAAAUGAAAAAGGAAUCAUAAAUGAUGAAAUUAAGAUUCGAAUUGUUACAAUUACUGUGACGAGAGUUUUUGAACAGUUUCCUGUGAUAUACAGGGUGCAACGGUAAAGAUAAAUUUUUCCUGAAGUAUUAAAGAAUUAAAGAAUGAAUAAUUGAAUAUCAAUUAUUAAUUAUGUCGAGAUUUUGAAUAAAAUAUUAAGAGACAUUACGAGUGUUGAAUUUUAUAUGUGUAUAUACGGGUGCGCGUAUGUGUAUACAUAUAUAAAUGCAUACAUACAUACACGCGCGCAUAUAUACGUAAUGUGUUUAAAGGUAUGUAACACUCCAAGUUAAUGUUGCAUUUAAAUCUCGAAAUAAUCGAUUUAAAAUAAUUUUCAUAGCUUACGUAUUUGUUUCAAGUUUUUCGUUCUUUAAUACAUAAACAAAUUUAUAUAUCUGUAUUUUAUCAUUCUUUACAAUUCUUUCUGCGCUGUUUUUACUAAUUUAAAUUUAUUUGUAAAGACUUGUUAUGAAGGUUUUAAACAUUUUCAUAAUUUAAUCUAUUAUAUAUUAUUAAUUUUAUAAAUUAUAUUUCUCGUUAUAUUCAUCGAAAGUUGA